AUGAAAAUAUAUACCAAAACCGGGGACAAAGGCACUUCCAGCUUGUAUAAUGGAGAGCGUAGAGCCAAGGAUGACGAGAUCUUUGAAGCAUUAGGUACAACGGAUGAACUGACAUCAAAUAUCGGACUCGCUAUGGAGUUUUUGGAAGACAAUGAUUGGGGAAAUGAAUUGGUGGAAAAGCUAAUCAAGAUUCAAUGCCUGUUACAGGAUGUAGGCUCUAACCUUGCGACACCUCGUGAGCAAUCCAAUGAAGCUCGAUUAGCCCGCACUCGAUUUGAUGCGGAUGGGCAGCAUGUCAAGGCCCUGGAGGACUGGAUUGAUGAGUACGAUCAGCAGCUGCCCAAACUGACAAAGUUCAUCUUGCCCAGUGGAGGUAAAUCAAGCGCUAGUUUGCAUGUGGCUCGUUCAGUAUGUCGCCGUGCAGAGAGAACAGUUCAGCCUCUGGUUCGAGACCAGCUCUGUGAUGAUUCAGUUGGUAUCUUUUUAAACAGAUUGAGUGAUUUCUUAUUUAAUGCUGCAAGAUGGGCAGCACAAUCGCAGGGAAAAGAGGAAAAGAUUUAUAACAAACCUUGA
Molecule: messenger RNA, 573 nt
Organism: Mucor velutinosus
Lineage: Eukaryota; Fungi; Mucoromycota; Mucoromycetes; Mucorales; Mucoraceae
Exons: 7
Coding region: 1-573 (190 amino acids)
Molecular function (GO): corrinoid adenosyltransferase activity
Source: RefSeq, a predicted model, not a curated record